Messenger RNA from Colletotrichum gloeosporioides, 1608 nucleotides. Its product is annotated as Hexose transporter 2. Lineage: Eukaryota; Fungi; Ascomycota; Sordariomycetes; Glomerellales; Glomerellaceae. The record is from RefSeq and is a predicted model, not a curated record. Gene Ontology annotation, molecular function: carbohydrate:proton symporter activity. Gene Ontology annotation, cellular component: membrane. Bases 1 to 1608 code for a protein of 535 amino acids. Gene Ontology annotation, biological process: carbohydrate transport; transmembrane transport. The transcript is spliced from 3 exons.
AUGGCGCCAAAUAGGAUUCUCAAGCACUUCAAUCGGACUCUCGCGGUCGCGUUCACCGUAGUCGCCAUCUCGACCUUCAACUAUGGCUUCGACAACGCGGGCUACUCCACGACACAGGCAAUGGACGCCUUCCAGAAGCAAUUUGGCGACCAGGAUCCGGCCACCGGAAAGUGGAAGAUUCCUCCUACUUGGUUAUCGUUGUUCAACAGUCUCAACUACAUCGGGUUCGCCGCUGGCGUCAUCAUCGGCAGUCUCGUCAGUGCCCGUUGGGGUCGUCGCUGGUGCAUGUUUGGCAUGAGUGCCUGGGCAGUAAUUCCGGCAACGAUCGCUUUGACUUCAUCCACCAGAGAGCAAAUCAUGGCCGCACGUAUUCUCAACUUUUACCAAUCAGAAAUCGUGCCAUCCGAGAUUCGAGGAUUCGCUGUUGGAUCCUACCAGUUUAGUCUUAUGUUCGGGACUCUGAUCGUCAACUCUGUCUGCAGGGGCACCAGCACACUGGAUGGAAACGCGUCUUGGAGGAUCCCAAUGGGACUCUUCUACGUCAUUCCAGUCAUAGUGAUGUGCCUCAUCUUUUUCAUCCCUGAGGUAAUUCCCAGAUCUUCAACUGUAGGGUGUACAAAGACUAACCUUUUGGAAAAGUCGCCGCGAUGGCUCUUGACCCAGGACAGAGUUGAAGAAGCACACGCAUCGCUCAAGAAACUCCGAGUCGGUACGAUCACGGACGCCGAAAUCGACGAACAGUUUGCCGCCUUACAGUACGCUCUAAAACAGGAGGUUGAACAAGGGAAAUACUGGGAGUUGUUCAAAGGCGUCAACUUGAAGAGGACUGCCGUAGUCAUGGUCAUGAACUUCUUCCAACAAGCUACUGGUCAGGCGUUCGCAUCGACGUAUGGAGCAAUCGUCAUCAAGGAUAUCGGAACCGUCAAUCCUUUCACUAUGACCAUUGUCAACGCAAUUGUCAAUCUGGUCAUGGUGUUCAUUGGUCUUUACCUAACUGAUCGCGUGGGAAGACGGUAUGUGUUGUCACUCUCCUCGAAAUCUUGGUGGACAAACGUUGACGAGCAUGAUUAUAGCCCUCUCCUUCUGAUCGGUGCUGUCUUGCAAUUUGCAGCCAUCGUGACCAUGGGCUCCCUCGGCACAGUUUCGCAUCCAUCAUUUGCCAUCAAGACAGGCAUUGUGGCGAUGCUGACCGUCUUCGCGGCGUCCUAUGUCUUGGCAUGGGCACCCCUCAACUAUGUCGUGUCAACCGAGAUACCUGCCCUGCGCCUCCGCGACGCCUCCCAGCGGACAGCCUCGAUGGUCAAUGUCUUGGCCAACUUCCUCGUCAACUUCAGCAUUCCCCACCUACUGUACACUCCAGGCGCCGGACUAGGCUCCAAGGUCGGAUUCAUCUUUGCAGGCAUCCUUGUCCUUGCGUUUGUCUUUACAUGGUUCUGCAUCCCGGAGUGCAAGGGCAAGUCACUCGAGCAGAUUGACCGGAUGUUCAACGAGGGCGUCCCGCUGCGCAAGUUUGGCAAGUACAAGCCGGAGGACAUGUACCAGGCGUCUACGGAGGAUGGGGAGAAAGCUGGCGUGAUCGUCACGGCGCGGCACGAGGAGAAGGCGUGA